Fundulus heteroclitus (mummichog) is the source of this 5284-nucleotide messenger RNA. RefSeq names its product complement component 1, q subcomponent-like 3a (gene c1ql3a). NCBI's taxonomy places the organism in Eukaryota, Metazoa, Chordata, Actinopteri, Cyprinodontiformes, Fundulidae. The transcript has 3 exons. Gene Ontology annotation, molecular function: protein binding. The record is from RefSeq and is a predicted model, not a curated record. The coding region runs from base 242 to 985 and encodes 247 amino acids.
AUCAGAAUUUUUCUGUUGUGUGGAUUUCCCUGCUAAGCAACAGGUAAACGUGCGACGAACAAAGACGGCAGGAUUUCUUUCAAAACGUCUCUUAUCGUAAAACCAAGCAAGUUUUGUCUCGUUAGUUUCGCCUCUUAAAUCUGCCAAAAUUCCCCCCAAAAGCAGACAUCAGGAACGUCCUGCGCUUUCGCGGCUCUCUGGCAGGAAGCGAGUCGUGGCAGCGGGGGUCAUUGGGAUAAUUAUGGUUCUGGUUUUGGUUGUCCUUAUCCCAGUUCUGGUGAGCUCAGCUGGACCUUUAGCGCACUACGAGAUGCUCGGUGCAUGUAGAAUGGUGUGCGAUCAAUACGGAACAAGCACUGCAAGCAGCGCCGGCUCUCCAGACGCGGUCCCGGACAACAGCCUCCUGCCGUCGUUACCCACUUCAAUCCAGGGACCGAGGGGAGAGCCGGGUUGUCCGGGUAAAAUGGGACCAAAGGGAACCCCAGGUGAACCGGGACCCCCCGGUCCAGUCGGCCCACCGGGGAAUAAAGGUGAACCAGGAAGACCUGGUUUAACAGGAGCCCUGGAAACCAACGCAGUUGCUGGCGUAAUCAGCGCGACUACCUACAGCACCGUGCCAAAGAUAGCAUUUUAUGCUGGGCUGAAAAAGCAGCACGAAGGAUACGAAGUGCUCAAAUUUGAUGAUGUUGUGACCAAUUUGGGAAACCACUACGAUCCAACUUCUGGAAAGUUCACGUGUUCCAUCCCUGGGAUUUAUUUCUUCACAUACCACGUUCUAAUGCGCGGGGGAGAUGGCACCAGUAUGUGGGCAGAUCUUUGCAAAAACAACCAGGUACGUGCCAGUGCCAUAGCCCAGGAUGCAGACCAAAAUUAUGACUAUGCCAGUAACAGCGCUGUGCUGCAUCUAGAGCCAGGAGACGAAAUCUACAUUAAACUAGAUGGAGGCAAAGCUCAUGGAGGCAACAACAACAACUCCACUUUAUGAAUCCGACCCCACUCCUGACACCGCUUGUUAGAAUGGCUCGUGGAGGUUGGUUUAGGCAGGAGACUUGAGGCAUUGACAAACAGGUAGGAAACCCUAUUUCACCAGUCACAUCUGGUCACAGGAACAGCCACAAUCACCCUAACUUAUUAACUUAUAAACAGGCAGCCUUUUAUAGCUAACUUACCCCUCUCAUUAACCAGAUCUACCAUGAAACAGGGGAAACAUAUAAUUACACACUAACAUACAAACACUAACAAAUACUGUAGCUAAAACAUUACACUUUAUUUAACAAACACCAUCAUCUAUAAAUAUCUUAGAACAUUUAUAUCUAAAUUCUAAAAAUACUACCUUAACUACCAAAGUGACUCUUCCGGAACCUUUAAAAGGUGUUCAGGCCCCCGGGGAUUCUUUUAGCCUGAACACCCUGCAGAGGAAGAGACAGAGGUCAUUUCCACAAACACUGAAAACAAUCACAAUUUUAAAGAGUAAUCAACAAUACCCAAUACUGGUAUUUUAUCCAUUGGUUUGGUUUGUUAACAGGACAUCAUCAGUACCAGAAGAAAACUGCCUAAACCACCACAACUAGAAAUAAAAUACUUUAAUUAUGCUCAGUUCAAUUUAUUCUACCACAAUAUAACAGCAUUUUAAGUAUUAUAGAAAAGGUAAUGAAGAUCUUCAUUAAACUAACUGAAGUAAAACUAACUGGCUUAUAAUAAUUUAGGCACUAUUUCUUUUUAGACCAAACGUGUGAAAACAAAUGCAACAAACAAACUCCCAGUAAAACCAAAAGAAAAAUGUAUCUAAAGAUAAACUACCACUAGAAAUUUGAAUUUGACAUGGUCUAUCCACAUAAUAUUUCAUUUAUACGCACAAUUCUUGGAUGAACUCAGUCACAGGGAAACCAAACUUUCUCUAAAAACGAAACACAAGACCUUAAUGCAUAACUGUUUUAUCAAGAUUUACUGUGAAUUUAUAUUAUUUAACUUCAUGUAUUGUAUAUAACAAUUAGGUUACUUACUCUUUAACUGGUCCAGACCCUAAAUGUAAUCCAGCUCCUCAUCUUUCUAGGACCGGUGCGUCUUCUGCUUACAAAAGCUUCUGUAUUAGUUGACCCCAGGAGCUGUGAUGUAAUUUUUAGUUCAACAAUUACUUUUCUGAAGUCAAAUAAAUCAAUCCAGUAAAAGAAUCACAAUCUGCACAAUUAUGUACACUGAACCUUCACAAAGGGACGUUAUUUUGCUGACUUUAUCUCAUUUGUAACCUUUUAUAGCGUCUAACAAAUUUAUAUUAGCAUGUCUGGUCGAAGCAUGCUAAUAUCUUGUCGUGUAAUACUUUUUGGGAUGUGCAUUCUGCUCUCUGAUUGGAGAACCAUGCAUUGCAUCACCAAGACGCAUGCUACCAUUGGACACUGAUUUUCACCUGCUUACUACAUGGGUUAGGGAGAGCAAACAACUAUGUGGGUGGUAUGAGUGGAAAGAAUAAGAUCUCAUGUUUCGGAUGGAAAAAAAUAUAAGUUGAUCAAAAGAUACACGAGAAAAUGAACAACAUACUCUGUGAAGUUGUAUAUGACCUCAUAGACCUUGAAAGGUUAAUGUGAUAGGGAGCCAGUGGAGUUAAAGCUGUAGUUGGUAAUGCUGUUCAGAAAUACUUUUGUUAUACUGGGUGAAAUGAUCCUUCAAUCCUGACAGUAUGUAUACAAGUACACAUUAUGUAGUAAAAAAAGGAGAGAAAAAAUUAGAUCUCUGUGAGAACUGCUGUACAGUAAAAACUACAGCACUGACCAAUACCUGGCGUUCACUGCCAAAUGGGAGUGAUUUACCUGAGUUUGGUCCUGCCCACAUGUCCCUCGAGUUUCUGGGGUAUCACCUUUAUCUAUUACAGUUUUUAUUGAUUGCUUUGACGAAGCAGUUAAUUUUGUUUGCAAAAGGCUCCAACUCUGCCAAAACAUUUAAAAUAUGGACCAAAAGCACAUUUUGCCCUCAAAACAACACAACUUGCACACAAAUGUUUGAGCCCUUCCAAUCACUCAUUACACAAGAGGCAACAAAAUAGCUCAAUUUGAAUCAGUGUGGCAUUGCUGGUUAUUAAAGCCAAUGACGGUACGCAGCUUACAGUGUCGUUUGUUGUCAAAUUUGCCUUCUUACAAAAAAUUGGAUCCACAAUCAGAUAUCCAUCCAUCCAUCCAUUUUCCGUCACGCUUGUCCCUUGUGGGAUCGCGAAGGGUGCUUGUGCCUAUCUCCAGCUGUCAACGGGUGAGAGGUGGGGUACACCCUGGACAGGUCGCCAGACAGGUCUCCUCUUGUCCUGAGCUGUGAUGCAAAUUUUAAUUAGUCAUUCGUUAUUUUAACAUUGUGGCUAAAAUUCCAACAGAAAAUACUAGGGCUGUCUGUCUCUUCUAAGUCUCUCCUCUCUUGACGAAUAGUCCACAUGGCUUCAUCUACAUCACACUCAAUAUUUUCCCUUGCGAUGCACCUUGGGAAACUCUUCUUGCAUGUAAAAUCCAUCCUUGACAUCCCUCGGCAUCUAUAUCUUGGGCAGUAGCAGUCAUUACAUUGAGCAAGGGCAUCUUCUCAUAGGAGCGGUGAUCAUAUACCUUCCAUCUUGAUGCACUGAAGAAUUCCUCUAUAGGUAUAGAUACAGAUAUAUCUGUAUAUACUGUAUAGCAACAUCACCUUUUCUCCAGUCGAGAAAUUCUUACAAUGGAUGCAACCAUGUUUCUAUUGAGAACAGGUUGGACUCUUUGUCCAGUGUAAGGCAAUGAUUUACCACAUGAUCAAUCACAGAUGCCUGAAUUUCAUCUGUAACUUGAGCCCUUCCAGCUACACCUCCACCUCGCACACGGAUUCCUCUUCCUCGGACCCUUCUUGUCCUGGACCAUCUACCUGUUACUUACACCAUCCAUGCUUGCAAAGAACAACACUCAACAUGGCACUUUUUAAGGCCUGCAGGCUUAAAGUUGUGUGAAGGACUUGCAAACAGGUGCUUCAGUGAUUUCAUACCGAUCAAGAAAUUUCUAAGAGCUAGCAACAUAUGGUUUCUGUUUGGCUACCGCAGCUAAAGCAAUGCAGUUUGGACUGCUUGAAUGACAUCUGCUUUAACUGUUUUGCAAAAGGGUGGGGAAAGUGUGUCAAACCAAUGAGAAUGGGUUAGCUCAUUUGCAAGAGGUGUCUUUUGCUCUGCUGAGAUGGUGAUGAUGAAAACUGAGAGGUUGCCAGUUUCUUCAAACAGGUCAAAGCAAUCAAUAAAAUCCGUAAUGUAGUUUAGGUGUGAAGUGGGAAGUAGAUGAUGUAAUGAUGCAAACUUCUGUCUUAUGUACUAGCCGGAGUUUAUGGAGUGUUUUCUGGGUGACCAGGAGGAAAGGAGUUGAAAUUGUCAAGUCCAGAAGUGAACCUGUUUCGCAAAAGUAUGAAGGAAAAACUUGCUUGUUGCGGCAGAAAGUAAGUUAACCUGGUUAUGUUGUGGAUGUGGAAAGUGAAGGACAGGAUAGACAGGGGUGUCUAGGAUGACACCAAGGCUCUUAAACUGAAAUGAGGGACAGAUGCAAGAAUUGUCAAUGCCUAAACUGUCCCUUGUGGGACAGUUUGUGCAUUGACAGCAUAAACUGUCAAUGCAUAAACUGAGCUGAUACCUCAAUGUAUGAGGUAUCAAAAACUUAACGCAAUAUGAUCUUAUGGGCUUCAGGUAAGCCACUAACUAAUAAGAGAAAUAUCACAGAAAGACCUUUUAAUAAAGGCUUUUUAAUAAAGGCCUUUUAAUAAAACCAAUAAAUACUGGUAGAAGAAAGGUCUAUGAAGUUACAUUGUGACAAGUUAGAAAUAUAAGGUCUGUAAAACGACUACAGGAAUAUAAUUGAAAUUGACUAUACCUUUCUAAGGUCAAUUAGUUGUAUAGUUGGGAAGUUAAUAAAUAUAGGCCUAAAUGUUGCAUGGUGCAACACCUAGUAUGUGAAAUUGUGUUGUGCUUUGCUGUGUAACUGUUGUGUAGUACACAUAUUACAAUGGUGUUGCCAGCUCCUAAGAUCUUACUGUCACUACUAAUUGUCCCAUUCGAUGGUAUGAUGAUUUGAUGCAUAUAUCUUUUGUCACACGUACUGUAUGCUGUCUGCAUUGAAAAUGAUAAUCCCUACAUAGGGGUUGGGAAAAACAACAGUUUGUUACUGUGUAUAUUAAAGCUAGAUUGCAUGCAAUCAUAGUUACUGCUGUGUUAAAGCAUGAACUGUGAUUUUCAUGUAAAAGACACUUGUAUAAUAAAUAGACAGUGUUAAGUCAUCUGUACUUUCUGUUGUCAACAGUCUUGUAA